GCAUCAAUGAUAUAUCAUUAUAAUUAUAUUCUAGUCACUACAGUUCAUGUACAUGUCAUGUAUGUGAAUAAUGUUCAACCUUGAAGAUAAUUGCAUGACCUGAUAGAUGGCGACUAUGGUAAAAAUUGACCGAUUUGUUGCGUUAAGUGCAGCUACCAGUGUAGUCGAUAAGUCUCAAUAGCUUUUAAUUUUGUGAUAAGCUUUAUUGUAAAUUUUGUUGAAAUUGAAAGUAAUUAUUAAUCAUAAUUUGAUUUCACAAUGAGUAUCAACGACCUCCCUGAUGAUUGUUUACUCGCCAUUUUUGAUUAUAUCAAUUACUUGGGUGAUUUAACAGACUGCUUUAAAGUUUGUAACAAAUGGAGCUAUUUAAUUGCUGAGCGAACCAAAAAAGUUAAAUAUUUAAUGGCUAUUCGUUCUGAUUCAAAUGAUUCUGUUUAUUUCACUGGAUUGAAACCAAUCGAUGGAAGUUGUUUAAAGACAUUAUUUUCAAAUUUGCUAAUUGCUCAACUAUCAGAAGAAUUACUAAAAAAAGUAAGCCGCAAGGAUGUUGUUGCCUUUUUGGAAAAUCAAAAAUCUUUGAAAGGAUUGAUUCUUUCUGAUCACAUAACUAGCUAUUUGAAUUUUUUCGAUAUCGAAAUGAUUUGCUCAAACUGUCUUGGUGGACAUGAUACCAUAAAACUGAAACGUUUCAAUGUGAAACAAAUACACACUAUGCUCGAUCUUCUGCGUAAUCUACACAAAUAUAAUUUCUCAAAUCUUGAAAGGCUUUCUAUCACGAAUUACGGUUGUGCAAAAUGGUACAUAGGUCCAGUAUUGGCAAAACUCAAAAUAUUUGAAUGCACCCAACCAUUCAAUGAUCUUUCAGGCAUUCAUCAGAGUUUCCACUUCAUCGAUUCAUGUCCAAACUUACAAAGUGCAUAUAUUGUCGUGAAUCGUGAUCGCUAUUUUGUUAAUGAGUCGUUGGAACACCAAUUUUUGCAAGAUUUAGUUAUAUAUUUUAAAGAUAUUGCUAGAAUCGACUGGAAUCAAUUAAAAAGAGUGAUACUGAAAUAUCCCAAACUCAAACAUCUUGCGUUGAGAGCAAAGCUGACCAGAAAAAAUGGAAAUAUCGAAGGUAGCGUGGACAUGGAAAAUGAAUGGAUAGAGCAAUUGGUUCAUAUUUUACCCAAUUUAGUGUUACUUGAUGUUCGCGGGUGUCGUGGAGUCACUCAAACCGCUGAUGAUUAUGUGCAACAUUAUUGUAAACGAUAUGGAAGAUCAAUCAAGUUUUACUUCAACGAGAAUCGCCAUGAAAUCAAAUCAGAUUGGCCUCACUUAUCCACUAAAAUCGAAAAAAUUAGUCGAGGCUUUGACUUCAUGAAAAAUUGCUUUUUGAAACGUCCGCAUGAGCUUCCAUGUUUCUUGAUUCCCAUUGAAUAUUUAUAAGCACAUGUUCAUUAAUACAUUUAAAAUUACAAUAAUAAUUAGCAAGGUUAUUGUCAUAGUUUAUUAAAUUAGGAGAAGACAUGAUUUCGUGAAAUUACAGCAGAUUUACUGGUUAGUAGCUACUGGAAUACAUGGAAAAUCCAAAGACUCUCGUAAUUUAAUCGAACCGUUUUAUGCUUGGUUAUUCAUUCUAUGCUCAACAGAAUGUACGAAUUUUCAAUUAAUCUCAAAUUUUGUUCAAAAAAAAUUGCUGCAGUUCAAUGGUUACAAUUUCAAAAUUACAAUAAUAAUUAGCAAGGUUAUUUUCAUAGUUUAUUAUAUUAGGUUUCCAAUAAAGUUUUGACUGUCUCGAAGCUACUUCCUUUCAAACAAUUAA
Molecule: messenger RNA, 1801 nt
Organism: Tetranychus urticae (two-spotted spider mite)
Lineage: Eukaryota; Metazoa; Arthropoda; Arachnida; Trombidiformes; Tetranychidae
Source: RefSeq, a predicted model, not a curated record